CUCUCUCCUCCUCUUUCCUCCUCACGUUCACCUUCACCUUCGUCACCAGGGUGAACACCGGCCGAUGCUUCACAGCACCACUGCCCUGCGUGUCUGUCCCAUGCGUGGGAAGCACAGCCAAAGCGAGGGCUUCAAUCAAGAGUUUCCACGGGAGCUACGAAAAGGAGGCAAAGCCGUUACGUCCUUUCUGGUUCGGCGUCUUCACGUUUUGGGCUCUGAUUUCAGCAGGAAAUCUCAGCUCGUGCCGUUUUCUCGUGAAGGACUGAGAGUCGACGCCAGAGCAGAGAUAUGAACGAGUCACUGGUGGUGAAUGACUCCUCAGCGACUCCUGUGGCUGGGGAAGCUCUCUCGUGGAUGGAGGCUGAGUUUCCAGAGCAUAACGUCAGCUUGGAGUUUUCCACCAGCCCGUUCAAUUUCCCCAUCAACCCGUGGGACAUUAUGCUCUGCUUGUCAGGGACUGUCAUCGCCUGUGAGAAUGCCAUAGUGGUAGCAAUCAUCUUCUACACGCCAACAUUAAGGACUCCCAUGUUUGUGCUGAUCGGGAGUCUGGCCACAGCAGACCUGCUGGCCGGCAUAGGAUUAAUCCUGAACUUUGUAUUUCAGUAUGUGAUCUCCUCUGAGACCAUCAGCCUUAUCACUGUAGGCUUCCUGGUGGCGUCCUUCACUGCCUCCAUCUGCAGCCUCCUGGCCAUCACAGUGGACCGUUACCUCUCCCUCUACAACGCCCUGACAUACUUCUCAGAGAAGACACUGCAGUAUGUACACCUGAUGCUACUGGGGACCUGGGGCGUGUCUCUGUUCCUGGGGCUGCUGCCGGUGCUCGGCUGGAACUGCCUGGACGAGCCGGCGUCCUGCAGCAUCGUCCGCCCGCUGACGCGGAGCAACGUCGCGCUCCUGGCCUCCUCCUUCUUCGCCAUCUUCUUGCUCAUGCUCACCCUGUACUUCAAGAUCUGCAAGAUCGUGUGCCACCAUGCCCACCAGAUUGCCCUGCAGCAGCACUUUUUUGCCACGUCACAUUAUGUCGCCACGAAGAAGGGCGUCUCCACUCUUGCUAUCAUCUUGGGUACAUUUGGUGCCAGCUGGCUUCCCUUCGCCACCUACUGCCUGGUGGGUGAAAGGGAGUAUCCAUCAGUGUACACAUAUGCUACACUGCUGCCAGCCACCUAUAACUCCAUGAUCAACCCCAUCAUCUAUGCCUACAGAAACACAGAGAUCCAGCGCUCCAUCUAUAUGCUCCUCUGUGGCUGCUUUCAGGCCAAGGGGUCUUACCGGUCAAGGUCUCCGAGUGAAGUCUGAAAGGGCUCUUUGUGUGUG
Solea solea (common sole) is the source of this 1314-nucleotide messenger RNA. RefSeq names its product G-protein coupled receptor 6. Gene Ontology annotation, biological process: G protein-coupled receptor signaling pathway. Gene Ontology annotation, molecular function: sphingosine-1-phosphate receptor activity. The record is from RefSeq and is a predicted model, not a curated record. Bases 289 to 1296 code for a protein of 335 amino acids. Gene Ontology annotation, cellular component: membrane. Lineage: Eukaryota; Metazoa; Chordata; Actinopteri; Pleuronectiformes; Soleidae. The transcript has 2 exons.